AACAGUUUCUCAAUACUUUCCAAUUCUAAAAUGUGCCGUCUUGCAAUUCUUGCUCUUUUCUCCGUUGCAAUGGUGUCUGUCUAUGGACAAGACACCCCACCACCAUUCCUUCGAAAUGCUACUCCUGAUCAACUAAAAAGCUUCCAACAAAUGAUUCAAAGUAAUGGCCACUUGACGGAGACCGCUAUGGGAGCAAAGAUUCAGGAAUGGGUGGAUCAGCAAGGAGGAAAAGUUGCAGCUGAUUGGAAAGACUUCCAAGAGUUUAUCAAAGGACAACAAGGAAAGUCUGAAGCUGCUCAUCAAACUGCCAUCUCCAGUUUCUCACCAGAAGCAAAGAAAGCUGACGCCGAGCUAACCGCCAUUUCCAAUGAUGCAUCUCUUUCUAUCAAGGCCAAGGGAGAUAAGAUCCAAGCUUAUCUUACCACCCUCCCAGCUAAUGUUAAAGCUGAACUCGAGAAGGCUCAAGGACAAUAAGACAAGGACUGAUUUAGUUCACGUUUCUAAUUGGAAUUCUAAAUAUUUAAACUUAUACUCUAAAACUGAAAAUCAUAAACUAUUUCUGCUCACC
This is a messenger RNA of Caenorhabditis elegans, 568 nucleotides long. It is a transcript of the gene srlf-34, whose product is annotated as SXP/RAL-2 family protein Ani s 5-like cation-binding domain-containing protein. NCBI's taxonomy places the organism in Eukaryota, Metazoa, Nematoda, Chromadorea, Rhabditida, Rhabditidae. The coding region runs from base 31 to 474 and encodes 147 amino acids. The transcript is spliced from 2 exons. The record is from RefSeq and is marked reviewed.